AUGGGCACUUAUUUUGCAAUUGGGGCUUCCCUUGUGAUGGUUUUCGUCAACUAUUUCAUUGUUGGCUACUAUAACUGGGGUUACUACCGCAUUUAUAGUGACUCGAUGCACAUCUUUGUUGCAGUCACUGUAACAUUCUCUGUUGCAUCGCAAGCUGCCUAUUCCAUUGCAAGACUCCGUGUUCACAACAAAGUCACAGUGUUACAAGUUCUUGGAGAGCUAAAAUGGGUGGUCGUGAUGGCAAUUUUCAUGGGUGGACUAUCAUGGCAUAUGUUUAAGGCGAUUGCGUGCCAUUUACUAGGUAUUAACAUGGCAUGGGAAGCAACUGCAAAGGAUAUCGAAAACUCAAACUUCUUUCAAGAAGUGCCUAAAGCCAUCAAGAAUUACUACAUGAUGUACAUUUGCUGCAUUCUAAUGUUGAUUGCCAUUCUUUGCUUGGCAUAUGCGGUACCUUACGCAUACCAAAUCCGUGGAAUCGCUCCCAUUCUCCCUUUGGCUUGGAGUCUUUGGAGUCAUAUUCUCUCACCGAUUGUUCUUAAUCCUCAAAUCACCACUUUUUCAUGGUGA
Molecule: messenger RNA, 567 nt
Organism: Clavispora lusitaniae ATCC 42720
Lineage: Eukaryota; Fungi; Ascomycota; Pichiomycetes; Serinales; Metschnikowiaceae
Source: RefSeq, a predicted model, not a curated record